Molecule: messenger RNA, 1969 nt
Organism: Carassius carassius (crucian carp)
Lineage: Eukaryota; Metazoa; Chordata; Actinopteri; Cypriniformes; Cyprinidae
Product: gastrula zinc finger protein XlCGF52.1-like
Exons: 2
Coding region: 212-1537 (441 amino acids)
Biological process (GO): regulation of transcription by RNA polymerase II
Molecular function (GO): DNA-binding transcription factor activity; RNA polymerase II cis-regulatory region sequence-specific DNA binding
Source: RefSeq, a predicted model, not a curated record
UUGUCAAACACCAUCAAGCCUCAGAGGAAGAAGAUUAGUUUCACCGCGUUCUCUGUUGUUUUGUUGUGGUGCUUAAUACAAACUGUAAGAAAAUUAAUUUAUGUAAAUAAAAACACAUCAGGUCAGUAAAUACCUGUAAUAUUCUUAUCAUCAUAGUCGUGUCUACGUUUUGAAGCAAGGAGAAAUAUAUCGGGAAGAAUAUCAGCUGAAGAUGGUGUUUGUUAAAGAGGAGACCGAGGAGAACACGAGUGAAAUAAAACACGAGGAACCAGAAACCUGGAAAAUAAAAGAAGAGGAACCAGAAACCUGGAAAAUUAAAGAAGAGGAACCAGAAACCUUGAUAAUAAAAGAAGAGGAACCAGAAACCUGGAAAAUAGAAGAAGAGGAACCAGAAACCUGGAAAAUAGAAGAAGAGGAAAAAGGAGAGUUUAUUGAAGAAAGAGAGGAGAACAAAAAAUGGAGUGAGGUUGAGGAUAAAAAUCAUGUCAAAACUGGAGAAAAACCUUUGAGUUGCUCUCAAACCAAACAGAAAGAUCUAAAGAAAAGAAGAGCCAAGAAACCUUUCACCUGCACUCAGUGUGGAAAGAGUUUGACAAGCAAAUAUAAUCUUGAUUUUCACAUGAGAUUUCACACUGGAGAGAAACCGUUCACUUGUAAACAAUGUGGGAAGAAUUUUGCACGGAAAGGAAACCUUAAAGAGCAUAUGAGAUGUCAUACUGGAGAGAAACCGUACACUUGUGAUCAGUGUAAUAAAACAUUUUUGAGGGCUUCAGACCUGAAGAAACACCUGACAGUUCAUACAAAGGAGAAGCCGUAUUCAUGUUAUUCGUGUGGAAGGAGUUUUUCACGUGUUUCAUAUUUGAGAGAACAUCAGAAAACACAUACUGGUGUGAGAGAGUACAUGUGCUUUGAGUGUGGAAAAACUUUCACUACAGCGAGUGGUUUAAAACAGCACGAGAGGAUCCACACUAGAGAGAAAUCUUAUAAUUGUCCACACUGCAAAAAGAGAUUCAGUGAUUCAGGAGACCUAAAAACACAUGAGAUGUUCCACACUGAAGAGAAACCUUAUAAGUGUUCACACUGUGACAAGACAUUCAAUAGGUCAACAGACCUGAAAACACAUGAGAGGAUCCACACUGGAGAGAAACCGUACAAGUGUUCACAUUGUGACAAGAGAUUCAAACAGUCAUCACAUCUAAAAAAACAUGAGAGGAUCCACACUGGAGAGAAACCUUAUAAGUGUUCACACUGUGACAAGACAUUCAAUAGGUCAGCAGACCUGAAAACACAUGAGAGGAUCCACACUGGAGAGAAACCGUACACAUGUAAUCAGUGUGAGAAGUGUUUCACACACUCAUCACAUCUUAAGGAUCACAUGAACAUCCACACUGGAGAGAAAUCGUGCUCAUGUGAUCAAUGUAAUAAAACAUUUUUGAAUAGAUUCAUGCAAUUCAGGUGGAAAGAGUUUUUCACAUUUUUCAAUUUUGAAAAUACAUCAGAAAACGCAUACUUGUGUAAAAAUGCACAAGUGCUCUGAGUGUGAAAACACUUUUACUUCAGUGGGCGGUUUAAAACGGCAAGAGAGGAUCCACACUGGAGAGAAACCUUACAAGUGUGCAUACUGUGACAAUAGAUUCAGUAAGUCGUCAAAUCUGAAAACACAUGAGAGGAUCCACACUGGAGAGAAACCAUAUCACUGCACUGAAUGUGGGAAGCGCUUCAGUCAUUCAUCUGCUCUACACAUACAUGCAAAAAACUAUCACAGUAAGGCCCCAUACAAACAGAGAUGCAUUUAGCUGUAUAUGUACCAAUUUUGUAUCCUAUUGGUGUGUCCUCUAGAGGAAUUCUGCGUUUUGGCAGCAUGAAACUUCUAAUUUUUCUUAACAGGUCCCAGAGUGGAUUGAUCUGAAAACGACACCUUUGCAUUUUUGUGUGUAAAGCCAAUCAAAAUAUUUUGUGAAACAAUGAA